ACUUUCUAGUCAAGUCUCCAGCUAAGUGCAUUUUGUUUUUUUCUCUUCUCAUCCAUUGAGAAAAGAAAAAAAAAAAAUCUUGCGGUCAAAAGCUGCCAGUAACUGCCUCACUCCUUAGGUGACGUCAAUUAUCUUCUUCUCCGGUCACGCGAAAAACAGCCUCCGGCGAAGUCAGAGAUGGAUUCACACGAUGGUGCAGUUGGUAAUGGGUCACAUGACGCACUGCCUCCACCUCCACCGGUCGUUCCUCCAGAUGUUGUUCCACUGCGAGCUGAACUACCAGCGGAACCGGCGAAGAAGAAGCCUGCUAGGGUUCCGAUGAGUAGGCGUGGUCUUGGAUCCAAAGGCAAUAAGAUACCUCUCCUGACUAAUCAUUUCAAAGUCAACGUUACUAACGUUGAUGGCUACUUCUUUCACUAUUCUGUUUCUUUGUCUUACGAAGAUGGUCGUCCUGUAGAUGGUAAGGGUGUUGGGCGAAAAGUGAUUGAUAGAGUGCAAGAGACUUACGAUUCUGAGCUGGGUGGAAAGAACUUUGCGUAUGAUGGAGAGAAGAGCUUGUUCACUGUUGGGUCUCUUCCUCGCAACAAGCUAGAGUUCACUGUUGUGCUUGAGGACAUCAGCUCUAACAGGAGUAAUGGCAACGCAAGCCCUGAUGGUCAUGGUAGUCCUAAUGAGAGUGACAGGAAGAGGAUGCGGAGACCAUAUCGGUCCAAAACAUUCAAGGUGGAAAUAAGUUUUGCUGCUAAAAUACCCAUGCAAGCCAUUGCAAAUGCUCUUCGUGGUCAAGAGUCUGAAAACUCUCAAGAAGCCAUUAGGGUUCUGGAUAUUAUCUUGCGGCAACAUGCAGCUAAACAGGGAUGCCUACUUGUUCGUCAGAAUUUCUUUCACAAUGAUCCUAAGAAUUUUGCUGAUGUUGGAGGUGGUGUUCUAGGCUGCAGAGGGUUUCAUUCUAGUUUUAGAACAACUCAAGGAGGCUUGUCUCUGAAUAUAGAUGUAUCCACCACCAUGAUUAUUCAGCCUGGUCCUGUUGUUGAUUUUCUAAUUUCCAACCAAAACGCUAGAGACCCCUUUCAGUUAGACUGGGCUAAGGCAAAAAGAACUCUAAAAAAUCUGAGAAUCAAGGCAAGCCCAUCCAAUCAAGAGUACAAGAUAACUGGAUUGAGCGAGAGACCAUGCAAAGAGCAAAUCUUUGAAUUAAAGCAAAAGAGUACUGGUGAGGCACUUGAAUUAACAGUGUAUGAUUAUUUUGUUAAUCAUCGCCGAAUUGAUUUGCGAUAUUCUGCUGAUCUUCCCUGCAUCAAUGUUGGGAAGGCAAAGCGCCCAACAUAUAUUCCAAUAGAGCUUUGUGAAUUGGUGUCCUUGCAACGUUACACAAAAGCACUAAACACUCUUCAAAGAGCUUCUUUGGUGGAAAAAUCAAGACAAAAGCCACAAGAGAGAAUGACAACUUUAUCAAAUGCUUUGAAGACCAGCAACUAUGCUGCUGAACCUAUGCUAAGACAAUGUGGCAUUUCAAUUAGUAAUACUUUUGCCCAAGUUGAGGGUCGUGUUUUGCCUGCUCCAAGGCUUAAAGUAGGUAAUGGUGAAGAUUUCUAUCCCAGGAAUGGGCGCUGGAACUUUAAUAACAAGAAACUUGCGGAGCCAUGCAAGGUAGAGAAAUGGGCUGUUGUAAACUUCUCUGCACGAUGUGAUGUGCGAAAACUUGUGCAAGAUCUGAUGAAAUGUGCAGAUAUGAAAGGAAUACCUAUUGAGCCUCCUUUUGAAGUAAUUGAGGAGAGUCCGCAGUUGAGGCGUGCCCCACCAACUGUUAGAGUGGAGAAAAUGUUUGAAGAGAUACAGUCUAGACUUCCUGGUGCUCCAAAGUUCCUUUUGUGUUUACUUCCUGAGAGGAAAAACUCUGACUUAUAUGGUCCUUGGAAGAAGAAAAAUCUUGCUGAGUUUGGUAUUGUCACUCAGUGCCUUUCUCCACAACGGGUCAAUGAUCAGUAUCUGACUAAUCUUCUGUUGAAGAUCAAUGCUAAGCUUGGUGGGUUAAAUUCAAUGUUAGCAGUUGAACAUUCUCCUAAUAUUCCAGUGGUUUCUAAGGUUCCUACACUCAUCCUAUUCUUGAAUUCAUUGCAGCUAGGUGGGUUAAAUUCAAUGUUAGCAAUUGAACAUUCUCCUAAUAUUCCAGUGGUUUCUAAGGUUGUCAGUUCGAGGCAGUGGCCAUUGAUUUCUCGCUAUAGGGCCUCUGUACGUACACAGUCUCCAAAGGUUGAAAUGAUAGAUAAUCUGUUUAAGAAAGUGUCUGAUACUGAAGAUGAAGGGAUGAUGAGAGAGAUUCUGCUGGACUUUUAUCUUAGUUCAGGGAAAAGGAAGCCUGAUCAGAUCAUUAUAUUCAGGGAUGGUGUCAGUGAAUCACAAUUUAAUCAAGUAUUGAAUAUUGAACUGGAUCAAAUAAUUGAGGCAUGCAAGUUCCUUGAUGAGAAGUGGUUCCCCAAGUUUGUGGUAAUUGUUGCACAGAAGAACCACCACACAAAGUUCUUCCAGCCAGGAGCUCCAGAGAAUGUUCAACCUGGUACUAUCAUUGACAAUAAAGUCUGUCAUCCAAAGAACAAUGACUUCUAUCUCUGUGCACAUGCGGGAAUGAUUGGAACUACUAGGCCCACUCACUAUCAUGUUUUAUUGGAUGAGGUUGGCUAUUCACCAGAUGACCUCCAGGAACUUGUGCAUUCUCUGUCAUAUGUGUACCAAAGAAGCACAACUGCCAUAUCUGUAGUUGCACCAAUAUGCUAUGCUCACCUAGCUGCCACUCAGAUGGGACAAUUCAUGAAAUUUGAAGAUACUUCUGAGACAUCCUCGAGCCACGGUGGUGUAACUGCUCCUGGUGUUGUUCCUGUCCCGCAGCUGCCUAAACUAAAUGAAAAAGUUUGCAACACGAUGUUCUUUUGUUGAGGCUAAGUUAGUAGUUAUUACCUAAAAACAUAUCCUUUGUAAAUGGUCUCUGGGAUAUCGAAUCUCCUUCACUGUGCAGGUGUUUGAACAUUGGCAGUAGGUUAAUCUCUGUUAGUUCGUCUUUUGGACAUAGAAUUAACACUCCUGCAUCUUUAGGCCCUUUUGUUUCUCUGGCUUUUCAGUAAAAGCCCUUUGAUAACGCCUGUAAGUAAUGCUUAACACGACGGACAGCGUAUUUAUGACUAAGCUGCUGCGUUUUGCUAUCAUUUGUAUUGCUGGUUAUUUUGCUUCGAUUUGGAAGCACUUGUGUGUAUACAUUGGCCGUUGGAUCUUCAAA
This is a messenger RNA of Jatropha curcas, 3271 nucleotides long. The record is from RefSeq and is a predicted model, not a curated record. NCBI's taxonomy places the organism in Eukaryota, Viridiplantae, Streptophyta, Magnoliopsida, Malpighiales, Euphorbiaceae.